AUGGCCCAUCCAGGAGCAUAUUUCUACCUCCCCAUACGGUCUCUUCGACCCAGACGCGCAUACUGCCCGGUGACCCUCCGACCACAACCAUACCCCAGGAUAUCAGCUCAAUGCCAGCGAUGGCAGAGCAGUCAUCCCGGAAGCGCGGGAUCCGAUAACGCCACGACACACCUAGAACCACCUUCCCCGGACUUGUCGCACUUGAACCCGGCGCCGGACGAUUACUCGCGGUUUAUCUUCCAGGACAAAUGCCAGGUCACCAUGCAUGCUGGCGCCGGCGGAAAUGGCUGUGUGUCGUUUCUGCGCGAGAAGUACAUCGAAGAGGGUCCUCCGAACGGCGGCGAUGGUGGUAGCGGCGGUGGUCUUUACAUUCAAGCUGUCGAGGGCUUGACUAGUCUACACAAACUGGCGCGCAGGGGCGUGAUUCGGGCUAGUCGGGGCAAAAACGGGCAGGGAAAAAGCAAGGGUGGCAAGCGCGGCGACGAUAUCCUCAUCCAGGUCCCUGUCGGGACGGUCGUCCGAGAAGUGGAACGGCAUGACCCGGUCGAAGAGGAGAUUGCUCGCAGAAGGAUUGAAAUGAAAGAAGAGGCGAGGAGGGCUGAAGAAUUGAAAAUGGCGGAAGAGAUGAGGAGAGGCGAGGAGAUGAGAAAGGCCCAAGAGAUGGAAAUGGAAGAAGGUCUAGAAAGGAAAGAAGAAGAAAUGGAGAACGAAGCGCCCGAGAUCGAGGAGGGAGAGGCGUUUGCUCCUAUCCGGCACGAUCGCUGGGUGCUUUACCCCGGCGCCCACCCAUCCGAUUUCUUGACGGUGGCCUUUCCCAAGAUCAAGCCCCGCCGGCAGCAGAUCGCUGCCAUGGAGCCUCAAGCGCCCAUUUUUCUGGACCUCUCCAAGCCCACGGAAAAGCCAAUUCUUCUGGCUGCGGGCGGCGCAGGCGGAUUGGGCAACCCGCAUUUUGCGUCUCGCUCCAUGGGCCGACCGAAGUUCGCUGCACGCGGUGAAGGGGGCAUGCGAUUGGAGCUGGAUUUCGAGCUCAAGUUGCUUGCCGAUGUCGGUCUUGUUGGAAAGCCCAAUGCAGGCAAAAGCACGCUGCUGCGCUCAUUGACCAACAGUCGCACGCGGAUCGGCAACUGGGAGUUCACCACCCUCUCGCCGUGGAUUGGCACCGUGGUCAUCGAUGACAACACCGGUCGCCCUCUUGUUGAGUCGAAGGGAAAGACUCGUCGAACUAAUUUCACCAUCGCAGACAUCCCGGGCUUGGUCGAAGAUGCCCAUUUGGACCGUGGCCUCGGUCUCGGAUUCCUUCGACACAUCGACCGGGCCGGCAUCUUGGCUUUUGUGCUUGACUUGAGUGCCGGGGACCCCGUGCAGGAGCUUCAGAAGCUGUGGCAUGAACUUGGGGAGUAUGAGCGACUGCGCGAUGCGGAACCUGCUUCUGAGGAGCCCGAGGAUCUCGAGGGUGUGAUUGACUGGGGCCCAUCUAGCAGUGGUCUUCCCGAGUUUGAUCGCCCACAAAAUCAAGACAUUGAACUUCUUAGCCCCAAUGAGGAGUCAGUCAGCUCGCCAUCUAAUUCCCACGCCCCUCGUGCCCUACCUCAUCUCCCUAUGCCGCCUCUCCACACGAAGCCCUGGUUUGUCGUGGCUACCAAGGCAGACCUGGAAAACACACAAGACCGAUACCGAGCAUUGCAGGAGUAUCUGUCAGCUGUUCAAAAGGGCUUGACUGAGCACCCGUCUGGCAAUCCCAAUGGAUGGAAGGAGAGACUCCAUGCUGUCCCAGUCAGCGCUAUGCGCGGUGAAGGUGUCAGUCACAUCCCCAGGCUGGUGAUGGAGUUCCUGGAAUAA
This is a messenger RNA of Penicillium alfredii, 1839 nucleotides long. Its product is annotated as GTP-binding protein Obg. The coding region runs from base 1 to 1839 and encodes 612 amino acids. The transcript has a single exon. Gene Ontology annotation, cellular component: mitochondrion. Gene Ontology annotation, molecular function: GTP binding; GTPase activity. Lineage: Eukaryota; Fungi; Ascomycota; Eurotiomycetes; Eurotiales; Aspergillaceae. The record is from RefSeq and is a predicted model, not a curated record.